CAUUUUCCAGAAUCCAGACAGCAGAAAACAAGGGUUUUGGUUUCAGGAGAUCAACGAGAGAUAUUACUAUAAGAGAUAGAGUGAGAAAAUGCCUUGCCUUAACAUCUCGACUAAUGUUACUCUCGAGGGUGUUGAUAUCUCCGAUAUCCUCAAGGAAUCUACUAAAUCCGUCGCCAAUAUCAUCGGCAAACCCGAAUCUUAUGUGAUGAUUGUGUUGAAAGGUUCAAUACCAAUUGCAUUUGGUGGGACUGAAGAGCCAGCAGCUUAUGGGGAAUUGGUGUCAAUUGGAGGACUUACACCUGAUACCAACAAGAAGUUAAGCGCAGCAAUUUCGACCAUACUGGAAACCAAGUUGAAUGUACCCAAGUCUCGUUUCUUCCUGAAAUUUUACGACACAAAGGCCAAUCAAAUUCAAGAAUAUGCACAGUGUCUUCAUGCUUUACACCAGUUCUAGAUGAUCCUGGCUCUAACUUUGGAUGGAACGGCUCCACCUUCUAGAAUCGAUCUCAGUUUCUUCGGACCUUCUAGAAUCGGUGGUGUUACUUUAACUCUAUGGUGGUAUUAUUGUGUCGGUCUUUGUUAGUACAUUCCUCUUAAAAUCUCGACUUCUAUAUCAUGAAAUGAUGGAUGAUAUGAUGAGACAUUCGAAUAAACUUUGUUUUGGAUGUCAAACAAAAAUAUUUUAUGGGAUAAUCCAUUAUGUAUGGAGAAGUCUGGAUGGUUAUUGGUUUAAUAUUACUCUUUUUUAAGAAUAUCA
Messenger RNA from Impatiens glandulifera, 757 nucleotides. RefSeq names its product macrophage migration inhibitory factor homolog. The coding region runs from base 89 to 454 and encodes 121 amino acids. Lineage: Eukaryota; Viridiplantae; Streptophyta; Magnoliopsida; Ericales; Balsaminaceae. The transcript has 4 exons. The record is from RefSeq and is a predicted model, not a curated record. Gene Ontology annotation, molecular function: phenylpyruvate tautomerase activity.